AAUGAUGUAACGUUCAUUUCCUGAUCGGCAAGGGUCACACACACACACACAUGAGUAAAGAGUUUGGUUCAAGUCCAGUUCACUAAGCGGAAUCUUCUCUAUACAGCCACUUUGGGGUGUUUUUAAAACAUGCUACGGACGCUGUGUCGGACCGGCGGGGCCCUGCUGCAGCAAACCCAGCGGACCGUGCCGAGGUUGUGGGUCACACCAGCUCAGCAGCGAUGGGCGUCCAACCUGCCCAUGAACACGUUGGUCCUGUUUGUGCCCCAACAGGAAGCCUGGGUGGUGGAGAGAAUGGGUCGCUUCCACCGGAUCUUAGAGCCGGGUUUAAACUUCCUCAUACCCAUACUUGACCGUAUUCGCUAUGUGCAAAGUCUCAAGGAGAUUGUCAUUGAUGUCCCAGAGCAGUCUGCAGUAUCUCUAGAUAAUGUAACACUACAGAUUGAUGGAGUACUUUACUUAAGGAUCCUAGACCCUUUUAAGGCCAGUUACGGUGUUGAGGAUCCAGAGUAUGCCGUCACACAGUUGGCACAGACCACUAUGCGCUCAGAACUGGGCAAACUCACACUGGACAAAGUGUUCAGGGAAAGGGAGUCUCUCAAUUCCAACAUUGUUCACUCCAUCAACCAAGCUUCAGAUGAGUGGGGAAUCCGUUGCCUCCGUUAUGAAAUCAAAGAUAUACAUGUUCCACCUCGUGUCAAAGAGUCCAUGCAGAUGCAGGUGGAGGCUGAACGCAAGAAGAGAGCCACAGUGCUGGAGUCUGAAGGGACCAGGGAAGCGGCCAUUAAUGUGGCAGAGGGUCGUAAACAAGCUCAGAUUCUGGCCUCGGAGGGUGAAAAAGCAGAGCAGAUCAAUAAAGCGGCUGGUGAGGCCCAGGCCGUCUUGGCCAAAGCAGAGGCAAAAUCUAAGGCUAUCCGCAUGCUGUCGGAGGCUCUUACUGAGCAGAAUGGAAAUGCAGCAGCCUCGCUAAGUGUGGCCGAGCAGUACGUGUCUGCUUUCUCCAACCUCGCCAAAGAGUCCAACACCAUCCUCCUGCCCUCUAACUCCGGCGACAUCAGCGGGAUGGUCACACAGGCUAUGACCAUUUACGGUACGUUGGCGAAGACGAGCCAAAAGGGGGCACCGGAAGCGCUGGACGAGAUGAGCGAAGGGCCUGCGAACCAGUCGGCGGCGUCUCAAUAGCGGAGGGCUCGGUGAAAGAACUCAAAGCAGUAACAUGACACAGAACCAAGAGGAAGCAGUUUAUGUUUCAGUUGUCGGAGCUCCAAGGCGUCACUUUGUGAGCAGAGUUCACCGACCUUCUACUGACAGGACAGAAGGAAAAACUUUCUAUACUUCUGGGUUGUUUUGCCUUGGAGUCCUUGAAAAAAAAUAUAUAUAUUUUUAGUCUGACUGUUGUUUAUGCUCAGUAAUUGUCAGAUUGGGGAAAUUAACACCAGUUUUCAGCCAAAUAUACUACCAGUGACUUGGAGAAAUUUGAUGCCGCUGUGGCCAGUGGUUGCAAAAAUAAACCCUGGGUGCCGUCAGCACAUGAUUUAUUAUCAUAAUUCAUUACUUCUGAAAUGUCUUUUAUGCAUCAGAUCUGUUGAGGUAUGUAUUAUUGCAUAAACCCAAAUAUAAUUGGGUGUUAGGGUUGGAAUUUGACAGCUUUACUUCAAAGUAAAACAUACGAAUGUGUUUUCUCUUUGUUUUCCACGCCGUCCCAAAUGACCGAUUCUGGUUCUGUGGGUUCAUUAGUGUUAGGGUGGCAAUCACAGAACCAUCUGCUAUGAUUUGGCUGACAGACAUCAGUGACAAUCCUUCAACUGUCUUCAGCAUCAUCAGGACCAGGGACUUGGGAGUUGCUUCAUGUGACGUCUGGCUGGACUCCUCAGAAUGUUGGAAAGUUUCCCAAAGUGUAGUUAAUUCACAAUUUGGCCCAUGUUGGAUUAAAACAUUAUCUCCCUGAAAAACUUGAUCCAGUAUUCGUUUUAGAAGUGAGGAGGUGUACCGUUUUAAAAUGACUCAGAAACUAUUGCCUCUAAAUAACUAGUUAGUAUGCAACGUCAGCCCUAGGAACACAUGUUUGUGUCCUCUUCGUGUUUGUGUUCACCUCUUAUGUCUUAUGGGAUAUAUUUAUUACAUUUAAGUGUUCUCUGCAAAGACAGAAAGUUUGUCAUUUCAUAGCCUUCACUGAUGCUUACAGGUUAAUGAAAAAUAAUGCAAAUAUAAAACGCCUGUCUUUAAGACAAAGUAAAGAGACCUGACAUGGAAUGGGAAGUUGUGAAGCACUUGUUUAAAAAUAUGAUUAUGUUAGAAAAAGAUGAAGACACCUGGACUACUUCAAAUGUAAUAUUUGGAUGAUUUGGAUGUUAAUUGUCCUCCAUGUUUUGGGUCAGCAAUGUUAAAUUACCAUUAAAAAAAAAAUCUGAUGGUUAA
Molecule: messenger RNA, 2418 nt
Organism: Dicentrarchus labrax (European seabass)
Lineage: Eukaryota; Metazoa; Chordata; Actinopteri; Moronidae
Gene: stoml2
Product: stomatin (EPB72)-like 2
Exons: 10
Coding region: 130-1182 (350 amino acids)
Cellular component (GO): membrane
Source: RefSeq, a predicted model, not a curated record